AUGGACCACAGCAAACUUUGUAUAAGAGGUUCAGAGACCUCGUUGAUUCAAAGUACCCUGUGUUUGGCGUUAUUCCCGACAUUUAUGAUAACUUGGACCCUUGGGCGGCUCUCGCGGAACGACUUACAUUCAAAGAGCUUAUUGAUCUUACUCGAUCAUCGACUUAUCAUGAAGAGGCAGGAAGAGGCUCGUGCCAGUGAAGAUUACUGUGGUAUCUCGUCUGUUCAGGAUCGGCACGGGAGACCCGCCUCCACCUACACCUUGUCGACGUCCAACCAUGCAAGUGGUCUGAUUCUCGGGUCUAACUUACGUUGUCAAGACAAACCGAUGAGACAUUCAGCACCGUUUAUGAAUAAAAACCUAAAGGAUCUUGAUUGCUCCAUGCCUAAUGUAUCACUCAAGUACCCGGAUGUCAAACCAGCAUUACCAUGCGCUGAGCCCAGCAUUCCCGCUCGACAUAACGAGAUAAAGAUUGCUGCAGCUUCUCUGAAGCUGUUUACCAUUUUUCCAACCAUCUUUUUACCAUCACAUUCCAUAGGAAAUUCCCUCAAAUGA
Molecule: messenger RNA, 555 nt
Organism: Melampsora larici-populina 98AG31
Lineage: Eukaryota; Fungi; Basidiomycota; Pucciniomycetes; Pucciniales; Melampsoraceae
Exons: 1
Coding region: 1-555 (184 amino acids)
Source: RefSeq, a predicted model, not a curated record